Humulus lupulus (European hop) is the source of this 465-nucleotide messenger RNA. RefSeq lists its product as uncharacterized. The transcript has a single exon. Lineage: Eukaryota; Viridiplantae; Streptophyta; Magnoliopsida; Rosales; Cannabaceae. Bases 1 to 465 code for a protein of 154 amino acids. The record is from RefSeq and is a predicted model, not a curated record.
AUGGGGGUCUGUGCUUCGACUCAAAUUCCGACCACGAAGAGACUAACCGCCGGCGGAUUCAACCAGAGAGGCUCCACGGCGGUGGCGGAUCGAAUCCGACGGAUGCCCACGAACACCGCCAAGGUGAUCAACGCCGUAGAUGGCCUGCUACAGGAAUUCGCGGCGCCGAUCCAAGCCAAACAGGUGACCUCGAAGAAUCCCAACUGGUUCCUCUGCAACGCAGAGACCAUGUCUGUGGGAGCGUGCCUCUCACGCGCCGCCGAUGAGGAGGAGCUGCAGCCGGGUCAAAUCUACUUCUUGUUGCCGGAGUCGCGUGCCCAGAAGCCCCUUUCGCUACCGGACCUCUGUUCUUUGGCCAUCACGGCCAGCUCGGCCCUCUGUAAAAGUCAACCCGCCACCGUUGACCGGCUGAAUUCUAGUAAAAAGUGUAACGACACCCCGAACUUGAGGAGGAAAUCCCGGUGA